AUGUCACACCAAACUGGAAUUAAUGCAACAUCUGAGCUGAGAGAGUUUCUGGCCCGAGCAAGGGGAGGUGCCAUCAGAAUAAUGAAGAUAGUCAUCAGAAAUGAGGAGUUGGUGCUAGAUUGGUACAGAGAGCCAGCACAGAGCUGGGACAAGGAUUACGAUCAGUUCCUGCUUCCUCUGCUCAUGCCUCAGGAACCCUGCUACAUCCUCUACCGUCUGGACUCCCAGAAUGCACAGGGAUACGAGUGGAUCUUCUUCGCCUGGUCACCUGACCAAUCACCAGUGAGGCAGAAGAUGGUGUACGCAGCCACGAGAGCCACGCUGAAGAAAGAGUUUGGAGGAGGUCACAUUAAAGAUGAAGUGUUUGGCACAGUCGAGGACGACCUGUGCUUCCAGGGAUACCUGCGACACAUGUCCUCCUGCUGCUCCCCGGCUCCCCUCACAGCAGCUGAGCAGGAAUUACAACGAAUUAAAGUCACAGAGGUUACAAUGGAGUUUGGCUUAGACAAAAGGGCACAGACUCUUCAAGGUCUUGCGUUCCCGUUACAAGAAGAGGCCAAACGAGCUCUGCAGCAACUCAAGCAGAGACGCAUCAACUACAUACAGCUGAGGUUGGAUGUAGAGAAAGAGACCAUUGAGCUGGUUCACACCAAACCUACGGAGACCCAGGAGCUUCCAUACAGGAUUCCCACGGACUCCCCCAGAUACCACUUCUUCAUCUUCAAACACUCCCACCAGGGCCAGUUGCAGGAGGCGCUGGUGUUCAUAUAUUCGAUGCCUGGGUACACCUGCAGUAUCAAAGAACGGAUGUUGUAUUCCAGCUGUAAGAACAGGCUACUGGAUGAGGUGGAGCGAGACUAUCAGCUGGAGGUCACCAAAAAGAUGGAGAUAGACAGCGGCGACGGCCUGACAGAAGACUUCCUGUAUGAGGAGGUCCAUCCGAUGGAGCACACCUUAAAGCAGGCUUUUGCCAAGCCCCGCGGACCAGGAGGGAAGAGGGGCAACAAACGCCUCAUCAAGGGUGCAGGGGAGAACGGGGAAGAAAGUUAGACAUCGUACACACACACACUAGACAAACACAAGCACACAAGCAAACAACACGAUAUCUAUUAUUUGACUUGUUAUUUGACUGUUUAGCUUCUAGCCAUUUCCUCUAUCUUCUAAUGGACAUAGACUUCACACUGAAAACAGGACAAAAUAGAUCCACCCUGAAGCAGAAUUCAUGUGUAUU
Chelmon rostratus (copperband butterflyfish) is the source of this 1231-nucleotide messenger RNA. RefSeq names its product twinfilin-2-like. The transcript is spliced from 9 exons. The record is from RefSeq and is a predicted model, not a curated record. Gene Ontology annotation, molecular function: actin filament binding; actin monomer binding. The coding region runs from base 1 to 1050 and encodes 349 amino acids. Gene Ontology annotation, biological process: positive regulation of neuron projection development; regulation of lamellipodium assembly; actin filament depolymerization. NCBI's taxonomy places the organism in Eukaryota, Metazoa, Chordata, Actinopteri, Chaetodontiformes, Chaetodontidae. Gene Ontology annotation, cellular component: cytoplasm; actin filament; myofibril.